GCAAACUGGUAUCUCCCGCCUCCUUUCCUGCUUUGUCUGGUUAGAGCAGCUGCUUGCAAUGGACUUGCUCUCCUGGCCGAGCCUGCAGCUCUCCCAAACCCCCCAGGGGAAAGGGGAGACAAGCUUGGGAGCAAAGAUUUGGAUCAUCUCUUGCAUUUAAGGCAGUGAAAUCAACCUGAUCCCUGCGUUGUUUUUUUGUCCAUUUUUUUAUUUAAGUGAGGCUCAACUUUAUGCUACUUGUUGCUUUGCGAAGAGAAACCCAGGCAGGAAAGAGACCGGGACUGAACGAGCUGCAGUCACAGGCACCAUGAAAUCUACCGGGCGAGGGGUUAAGGUGUGUGAGUGACCAGUGUCAAUGACUCGCCUCCAGCCGGACUCGCCUUGUAAACAGUAGCCCUGGGCAGCCUCCAACCUCACAGCACUCCCAUGCUUGGCUCCGCGUCGCCUUGCCGGGCACCCUCGCCACUCUGCAGAUGCCUUUCUCGGGGGAAGAGAGGAGCCUUCAGGGGGUCUACAAGUCGACGGCUCAGCAGCAGGAUGGGCAAGCCCUGGCAGCCGGGGGGGUGCCUGUGUGCGCCGAGUGCUACACUAACCAGACCUUCGUCUUCGAUGAUGGCAGCUCCCACAGGCUCUCGUCGCCGGGCGGCUGCGGGGGCUGCGGCGGCAGCAGAAGCGGGGUCAUCCUGGACAUCGCCUCCCUGAAGAUGAACGAGCUGGAGUCCGAGGUGCUGCCCCUGCCGCCCCGCUACCGGUUCCGGGACCUGCUGCUGGGGGACCAGGCCUUCCAGAACGACGACAGGGUACAGGUUGAGUUCUACGUAAAUGAAAACACCUUUAAAGAACGUCUCAAGCUGUUCUUCAUCAAAAACCAAAGAUCAAGCCUAAGGAUACGGCUCUUCAACUUCUCCCUGAAGCUUCUCACCUGUCUUCUCUAUAUUGUACGUGUUCUGCUUGACAAUCCAGCAGAGGGAAUAGGAUGCUGGGAAUGCGAAAAGCAGAAUUACUCAACCUUCAACCAGUCGUCUACAGAAAUAAACUGGGCUCCAAUCUUAUGGGUGGAUAGAAAAAUGCCAUUAUGGGCAAUACAGGUUAGCGUAGCUUUAAUCAGCUUCCUAGAGACCAUGCUUCUCAUCUAUCUCAGCUACAAGGGAAACAUCUGGGAGCAGAUUUUUCGCAUUUCAUUCAUCCUUGAAAUGAUCAACACGGUGCCCUUUAUAAUCACAAUAUUCUGGUCCCCUUUACGGAAUUUGUUUAUUCCAGUUUUUCUGAACUGCUGGCUGGCCAAGUACGCCCUGGAAAACAUGAUAAACGACCUGCACCGAGCGAUACAGAGGACGCAAUCCGCCAUGUUCAAUCAGGUGCUGAUUCUGAUUUGUACCCUGCUGUGUCUUGUUUUCACAGGAACCUGUGGCAUCCAACAUUUAGAAAGAGCAGGCGACAACCUCUCCCUCUUCAAGUCCUUCUACUUCUGUAUCGUCACCUUCUCCACCGUGGGCUAUGGAGAUGUGACCCCAAAGAUCUGGCCCUCGCAGCUCCUGGUGGUUAUAAUGAUUUGCGUUGCCCUUGUCGUGCUGCCCCUCCAGUUCGAGGAGCUUGUGUACCUCUGGAUGGAACGUCAGAAAUCAGGAGGGAAUUACAGCCGCCACCGAGCACAGACGGAGAAACACGUUGUCCUUUGUGUCAGUUCCCUCAAGAUUGACCUCCUGAUGGACUUUCUGAACGAGUUCUACGCCCAUCCCCGGCUGCAGGAUUACUACGUAGUGAUACUUUGCCCAACAGAGAUGGAUAUACAAGUUCGGCGGGUCCUUCAGAUUCCUCUGUGGUCUCAGCGAGUGAUAUAUCUUCAGGGAUCUGCACUGAAAGAUCAGGAUCUCAUGAGAGCAAAGAUGGAUAACGGAGAGGCCUGUUUCAUUCUCAGCAGUCGAAACGAGGCGGACCGCACGGCCGCGGACCAUCAGACCAUCCUGAGAGCCUGGGCUGUGAAGGAUUUUGCUCCCAACUGCCCCCUCUAUGUUCAGAUUCUAAAGCCUGAAAACAAGUUUCAUGUCAAGUUUGCUGAUCAUGUGGUCUGCGAAGAAGAAUGCAAAUACGCCAUGCUGGCUUUGAACUGCGUCUGCCCAGCAACCUCCACGCUCAUCACCCUGCUGGUUCACACAUCCAGGGGCCAAGAAGGCCAGGAGUCCCCGGAGCAGUGGCAAAGGAUGUACGGACGCUGCUCAGGCAACGAAGUGUACCACAUCCGCAUGGGGGACAGCAAGUUCUUCAUGGAAUACGAAGGGAAAAGCUUCACCUAUGCUGCCUUCCACGCACACAAAAAGUACGGCGUCUGCUUGAUCGGCAUCAGGAGGGAAGAGAACAAGAGCAUCCUGCUGAACCCUGGGCCGCGGCACAUCAUGACGGCGUCUGACACCUGCUUCUACAUUAACAUCACCAAGGAGGAGAACUCUGCCUUCAUAUUCAAGCAGGAGGAGAAGCAAAAGAAGAAAGGCUUUGCAGGGAGAGGGAUCUAUGACGGCCCAUCCAGGCUGCCUGUUCACAGCAUAAUUGCAAGUAUGGGUACAGUAGCCAUGGACCUGCAGAACACGGAAUGUCGCCCUGUUAACAGCAGCAAGCUGACCCUGCCAUCAGAAAAUGGCUCGGGUAACAGACGGCCCAGCAUUGCCCCGGUCCUAGAGCUAGCAGACAGCUCCUCCCUCCUGCCCUGUGAUCUGCUCAGCGACCAGUCAGAAGACGAGAUGACGCAGUCAGAUGACGAAGGACUUACUGUUGUAGAAUAUGUGAAAGGCUACCCCCCGAACUCGCCCUAUAUUGGGAGUUCUCCCACUUUGUGCCACCUUCUACCUGUAAAAGCCCCUUUCUGCUGCUUGAGGUUGGACAAGGGCUGCAAGCACAACAGUUAUGAAGAUGCCAAGGCCUAUGGGUUUAAGAACAAAUUGAUUAUAGUUUCAGCAGAGACUGCUGGGAACGGCCUGUAUAAUUUCAUCGUCCCUCUCCGUGCAUACUAUAGGUCCCGGAAAGAGUUAAACCCAAUUGUAUUGCUACUGGACAACAAGCCUGAGAACCACUUCUUGGAAGCCAUCUGUUGUUUCCCCAUGGUUUACUACAUGGAAGGCACGAUCGAUAACCUCGACAGUUUGCUGCAGUGUGGGAUCAUUUAUGCUGACAACUUGGUGGUUGUGGAUAAGGAAAGCACAAUGAGCGCAGAAGAGGAUUACAUGGCAGACGCAAAAACAAUUGUCAACGUCCAGACCAUGUUCCGGCUGUUUCCAAGCCUUAGCAUCAUCACCGAGCUGACCCACCCAUCCAAUAUGAGGUUCAUGCAGUUCAGAGCAAAGGACAGUUAUUCCUUGGCCCUCUCCAAACUUGAAAAGAAAGAGCGAGAGAAUGGCUCCAACCUUGCGUUCAUGUUCCGGCUCCCGUUUGCUGCCGGCAGAGUGUUCAGCAUUAGCAUGUUGGAUACAUUACUCUAUCAGUCGUUUGUGAAGGACUACAUGAUCACCAUUACGAGACUGCUGCUGGGCCUUGACACCACCCCGGGUUCUGGCUACCUCUGUGCUAUGAAAAUCACUGAGGAUGACCUGUGGAUCCGGACGUAUGGCCGUCUCUUCCAGAAGCUUUGCUCUUCCAGUGCAGAAAUUCCCAUUGGGAUCUACAGAACUGAAUCGCACAUGUUCUCAACCUCCGAGCCUCAUGACAUCAGAACUCAGUCGCAGAUCUCAAUCAAUGUCGAGGAUUGCGAGGAUACAAAAGAUGUCAAGGAGCACUGGAACAUCAAGACAAGCCAUCACAGGAACUCCUGCUCGAGCGACCAGUCUGAACACCCCUUGCUACGGCGCAAAAGCAUGCAGUGGGCACGCAGGCUGAGUCGGAAAGGAAACAAGCACACAAGCAAAACAGCGGAGUGGAUCAGCCAGCAGAGGUUGAGUCUGUACAGGAGGUCGGAGCGGCAAGAGCUUUCAGAGCUUGUCAAAAACCGAAUGAAACACCUGGGUUUACCUACAACUGGGUAUGAGGAUGUAGCAAAUUUAACAGCCAGUGAUGUGAUGAAUCGGGUAAACCUUGGAUAUUUGCAAGAUGAAAUGAAUGACCAUCAGAACACAUUAUCCUAUGUCCUGAUUAACCCGCCGCCGGACACCCGACUGGAACUCAACGAUAUAGUGUACUUAAUACGCUCCGACCCGCUCGCUCACGUAGCCAAUGACUCCCACAGUCGAAAGAGCAGCUGUAGUAACAAGCUGGAUCCGUGCAAUCCUGAAACCAGAGAUGAGACGCAGCUCUAAACAGCCUGGCCACGGCCCAGGGCUUCGUCUCACACUGCUAGUGCAUGGAACUGGAAGAGCAUUUCCUAUACACUGGACCCAAGGGGAUGGAUUCUUUGGGGACAAAAAUGGAUUCCAGGUGGAACACUUAAAAGAAAAAAAUCCAGUGAACACUAAUUGUCAGUGGUUUCCAAUGCCCUGGCAGAUUCCUCCGCAUUGCACUAAGAAAAUGGAAUUCCCAACCUGGAUUCAAGCGGCUUAGAAAUGCCUUGAAAGGAAGCUCUUCAAACCUCGGCGUUAAAGGACAGUUGGCCAAAUAAAAGGCUCGAGGAUUCAUACAGUUAUUUGUUUUUAACUUUUUUUUGAAUAUAUACCGCAACUAGUGAAACAGUCUUCAUUGGUACUGGCAGACGUGGCCGAAGUGAACAGAGACUACAACUGAAACCUGAUUGACUAGAAGGCUCGGGCUGAAAAACACCCCCAAACACUGCCGGUCACGUUGUACCCAGUGGAACGUGGAAGUGUCAGGGCGAGAGAGAAAAUUAUCAUGUAGCCUUUUUAUUUAUGUUUUCAAUGGUAUCCUUCUCACUGCAGGCUACCCAACCGUCCUAAUGUUCUUCAGCAUUUGUUGCCUUGUUUUCCAUUAUGGGGAAAGAGAGAGAUGGGGGAGGGAGAGAAGUGACUGAGACAUCACUCACUUUUAAUUAUCCAUAUUCAGUUCUGAUAUGAUAGCAAAUCAUGCCAUUGGAAGCUCCAGCAAGCUGCUGAGGUGGGACAAGAAACCCCUUAAGGUAGAGGGCUGCUGGAAGUGUGUGAUUUGUCCGUAGGCGCUGGGGCUCUGACCCACAGCCAUUGUCGAAUUACAGCAGUCUACAUUUAUCGUUCUGUCAAAAGCCUGUGCCAAAUCCACCGUUCCUUUUAAAGUCUCAUAAACAGGCAAACUGAGGACCAAAAUCAUCCCCGUGCUGUGUUCAUAUCUACAGGGAAACCCUGGUUCAACUGGGCCCCCAGACUCGCACCCACCCCGAGACUUUGCCACAUCCCCACAUAUCAAAUACCAGCUCUGGCUGGCAGUAUUAUAUAAAUGGGCAACCGUCCUAGUCUAGCCAUACAUACUGAGGAUUAAAAGUCUCCUAGGGUACAAGCCGCAGUUUUACAAACAAGGCUGCUGUAGUCACACUCACAUUAGGAUAACCGAAGUCUCUUAUCUAGCUAGAAGAUAAGUGCAUCUUUAUUGCAUCUGGAUCGGACGUGGCCAGCACCUCUCGUCUAAAGACUUCAUUAAAGCCACAACUAGGGCGUCACUGUCCCCUAUUGCGCCCUGCAGCCCACUGGAAGGGUUGCUAUGGCUGAGCCACAAUGCUUUACUCUAAGUGCUUGGUUACAAAGGGCCAUAGGCCACUAACUGCCACUUUAGGAGAGAAGUCCACUAUCAGCUACCCCGGGCCCGCACAAAACGCCUGCUCAGCUGCUGCCUAACCCAGUCGGUGCCUCAACCCACUCGGUGCCUCAAUUUUCACUGUAAAAGACCCUACACGUCUAAGAUUCUGCCUCUGGGCCAUGUGUGCUGUUGGCUUAGUCUGGGGGGCUGGAUGCCUGUGCCCUAGGGGAAGCGAGGCCUUAUCUCACCGGCCAAGCCCAAGCCAGUAGGUGCUCAGAGGGCGCCCAGGAGAGUGGCUCCCUGGCCAGAGGCCAUAGUGGUGCUGGCCCCCAUUUUAUAGCUCAGGGCUUAGCGCCCUCACCUAAGAUGGGAGCCCCAGCUUCAGGUUGAGGGGGAGAAAGGCUUGGAGCAGGGGAGUGCUCUGACACUGAGCUAUGGGAUGGCGUGCGGGGCUUUGGCUCGCUCUUCCAUGUUGGAUAACUAGAGUCAUUGGCAGAGGGGAACUGGCUCUUGGCUCUCCCACCACUCAGAGUUGGUGGUGGUGGUGGGGGGACCCGAGGCAGCCAUCUCAAGCACUCGUGCUCAGUGGGCCAAUAGUUAUUUAAGCCCAAGUGGACCAGGCUUUAACAAGCUAGACUGUGGGAAACCCACCUGAGUGUGUCCCAUAGCUGAGGGGUAGAAUGCGUCCUAGAGAGUGGAAAACCCAUGUUCAACUCCUUUCUCCCUACCACGCAGAGGGGGGAAUUAUCCCUGGGGAACGUGGGUCUCCCACAGCCUGGGUGAGGGCACUAAUCACUGGGCUGCAGGCAGGCGGGCGGGGCAGCAGCAGCUUCACUACCUGUAGGAGAGGGUUCGCACCUGUGACUUCCACGCAGCGCUAGACACCUCAUUGCCACCCAGAUUUAGGCACUGACCUCCUUGAGAGGCGUGGGGGUCUAUAGUACCCUUCUCAUUGCCCUCUACCAUUGACUAACCUCAGCGGCUUCCCUGCUCCAUGCGCCAGCUUUUAUGGAAUCCACUCCUAGGUGCCUCUCUCUUCCCAGUCAUUGUAAUAGGGAGCCAAGGCUUCAAAUCAGCCCUUGUGAUGCUCAGUGAUUUUUCUAGGUGCUUAAAAGUUACCCUCGCACUGUUCAACAGGCAAUGCCCAAGUCUCUUUGCAACUCUGGUCCAAAAUUUAGUCAAUAGGCCUCAUUUCAUAACAGAGUCCUCAUCUACAACCACUAACACAUAUAGGUAGGUUAUGCCAGUGACCUCAUGUCGUUACAGGACUAGGCCCUAAGAGAAAAUUGGGGGCUCCAGGAGGGAGUUUGGGUGCAAAGCUGGGAUCCGGGCUCUGGGAGGGAUUUUGGGUGCAGGAGGGUGCUCAGGACAGGGGAUUGUGGGGGUGCAGUGCUUAUGUCAGGAGUCUCCCAGAAGCGGCGACAUGUCCCUCUGGCUCCUAGGUGCAGAGGGGGCCAGGGGCCUCUGUGUGCUGCCCCUGCAGCUCCCAUUGGCCACGGUUCCCUGCCACUGAGAGCUGACGCUUGGGGCAGUGGUAGUGCGCGGAGGCCCCUUGGCUGCCCUUGCACUUAGGAGCCGGAGAGACAUGCCAGCCGCUUCCGGAAGCCGCGUAGAGUCGUCGUCGGCCCUUUUCAACGGGGCCUUCAGACCUCUGGCAACCCUACACACUGUAACAGGUCACAGCAGGGCUGGCUCCAGGGUUUUUGCCGCCCCAAGCAGCACAAAAAAAAGACAAUCUGGUAGAUUCAUUUUAAUUCCUUUUACUGGAUCACCCAAUCUUGCCCUUCACUAAGUGUCCAGCUGCUGUAGUCACAGAGGCUCGCUUGAAAGAUGCUGCUGAAAUUCAACAUCUCCCCUACACCCUUCUUUUAUGAUCCCCUUAGCACCCCAGCCUCCUGGCUGUGCCAUGUGACACCCCCCUCCCGCCUCCCCGAUUCUGGCCAGGGGCAAGCUGGGACUCCAGUUGUGGUUGAUCAGCUUCAUUUCUCCAGCUGGUGAAGUCUGGUGGGGUACCUGCAAUCAGCCUUGUUUCUGCUAAACAUUUCCCAGCAGUGGGCAGGGCCCCAUAGCAAUGGCUCCUGGCAGCUGCAGUUGUUUUAAGCACCACAUUGUCUAACCCCUCUCACUGCCGGGGCUACAGGACGUGGUGCAUAAAAACACCAGCAGGCACCCGCCCCUUGUCUAUGGCAACACCGCCCCUGGGACUAGCACUGGGGGAACUGAACAGAUGUCAGCAACAGGGAGAAAACGGGUAUGCAAAGACCAGAGCAUGCUGCUUCUUUAGCAUGCUCAGCCGCUGCCGGCCCAGGGAGUACAGAAGGUAACUGACUCAGGAACAAACUGCAGGUUUUUCUCCUGGCAUUCAAGUGUAAGUGCUGGAGCAAACACCCAGCCCAGCUCAUGCCCUUUAGUCAUUUAAAAAGGAAGAUUAAAAAAUAUAAACAGUUUAUAGAGACUAGCCCCCGAGGUUGAAGACUGGGGCCUAGAGUCAGACACCUAAGGAAACGUGGCCUGAUUUAACGGUGCGGGGCACUUGCAGCUACCAUUGAAGUCCAGGCAAGCUGCACUGCUGAGCCUUGAGCAAAGCCGGCCCUUCACCUCUCUGCUCCUUCGUUUUCCCUCUAAAA
Chrysemys picta bellii (western painted turtle) is the source of this 8267-nucleotide messenger RNA. RefSeq names its product potassium sodium-activated channel subfamily T member 1 (gene KCNT1). Gene Ontology annotation, molecular function: intracellular sodium-activated potassium channel activity; outward rectifier potassium channel activity. The record is from RefSeq and is a predicted model, not a curated record. Gene Ontology annotation, cellular component: plasma membrane. NCBI's taxonomy places the organism in Eukaryota, Metazoa, Chordata, Testudines, Emydidae. Gene Ontology annotation, biological process: potassium ion transmembrane transport.